This is a messenger RNA of Diachasma alloeum, 1095 nucleotides long. RefSeq lists its product as uncharacterized. The transcript has 2 exons. Lineage: Eukaryota; Metazoa; Arthropoda; Insecta; Hymenoptera; Braconidae. The coding region runs from base 160 to 765 and encodes 201 amino acids. The record is from RefSeq and is a predicted model, not a curated record.
AGUCUCCCCCCCGUCGCUUUGUGUCAACUUUGUUUUGAUUAUUCAAUGUCUCAGAGGACAACGGACAAGAGUGAAGCCGAAUAAAGAGAUUAGAGGAGAAUCUUUCCCCAUCGUUUUUAAUUUUACGCGAUUUCUUUUCUGUUGAAAAAUUAAAAUAUCAUGGAGCCGAUCAAUCCCUCCAAAUUAUCGAUUAAUGAGAAUGAAAAAUUAUCACUGGACUUGAAAAUUAGUGAUAAACCGUCGUGUUCCAGAAUGAAAACAGAAGGUUUGGAUGAGAAUUCCAAUUUCACUGAAACUAUGGAGCACUGUUCAAGCCCGGGAAGCACCUCCAGUGAAUUAUCGACCCUCCUCCCCCGAAUAAAAAGCCUAAGAAUCGAGUCAUCGGCCCCCACCCUGUACCAUGCAUUUGGAAAAGUGGAGAAUGUCAUAGCAACAAUGGGCCUGGCGCUCAUCGAGUCGACGAGCUCCACCGUCCUCUUGGACAUCGACACUCCAGUCUUCAUUAUUCUCCCCUCUACACCUCUUGACGAGGAGAACCCCGAGUACGAGCUCCUCGGGGAGAUCGAUGACAUCUUCGGAUCGAUAGGAAGGCCCAUGUACUCCGUUCGUUUGACGCACGAGAUUCUGGGGAGAUCGAGCUUGAUGAUCGACAGCUUUGUUUAUCUACUGUCCAGUCAUCCCAAUACGAAUGUUCUGCGCGUUGAGAGUGUGGGAGACAAAAAGUACAGCGUAGUUGCUGGAAAACGUGGGGCUUACGAUGAAUAAUCUGGGAUUUUUCGAAUAGAUUCGCAAAGGGGAGAAAUUAUUUCCUUUUUUUAAGGAAAUUUAAUUUCUAUUUUAAUUUUUAAUUAUUUCAUUUUUUAUAAUUCAGUGGUGGAGUGGUAAAACGGUUAGUCAAUUCCAUUCUAACGCCAGUUCUCGAUGAAUAUCUCAAACUCUGAAGGAGUUGCCAAGAUUUUCCUGCAAAUCUUUUUUUCCAUUCAUAACGAACAUUUAAUGUCCGAAUGAAUGGGAGAAAUAAAACAGAAAUGUAACAAUACCAGAAUUUUGAGAAAAAAAAUUGUUAAUAAACUGUUUGUCUGCAUUCAUGAACAA